GGGUUACAAUUGUUCACCGAUUGUUUAUUUAGUCACUAUUUACUGCAAUGGAAAUUACACUUCGUUGCUGUCAUGGCUAUAACAAGUUCUUCUCACAUAUCUAAUUGUAAGUGAUAUUGGGUACGCUACGUUCUCUUUACUCGGAAUGAACCCACAAAGACGACGAGGCAACCGUCCACCUGGGGAUGAUCCCGGGGGGUGGUGGAAGUCUGUGGGAGGUCUCGUCCUAGCACGUGCCGGUGCCGUGGCAGCUGGAGUGGUUUUGACUAAAUGGUUUUCUGGCACCAAUAGGGAACGACCUGUGAGAUUAUUUUGGGAUAUAGAAAACGCACAGUGUAUGAUUCCGAAAUAUGCGACUUUCGAGAAAUGUGUGGCACAUUUACGUAGCAUUGCUUCGCCGCAUGGCAUUGAUUUAUAUGAACAAUACAGUAUCAAAAUCAUCUGCGGAGGGUUUGACGGCAACAGUCGAUGCUCUCAAGACAAGUGCAUUCAAGCUGCUAAAGUCUGCGAUAACGAAACGCUAAAAACCUGGAAAGCUGGCGGUACAGUUUCUACUAGACUUGAAGGUGUCACGAUUCAAUGCGGCUGGGAUAGAAAAACGCCAUAUGCAAAGGACAAAGCAGACAACAUGAUUUUCGAGCAACUGAUGGAUGUGUUCCAGUCAAACGCGUCCGAUACCAAAGUCAUAGUCGUAACAGUCGAUUAUCGGUUACGCGAACGAGUUCGCACGGCUCCCAUAGAUUCGUCCAAACACAUUGUUGUUUUGCAUCCAUUGAAUGAAACCCAAGACGGAGUCUGGCCGGACGAGUUCUAUAAGCGGUCUUCGUAAAAACCUGCAUUAGAAUUAAUUAAUUUGGAUGUCAAGAUCUUUACGACUGCUAAGCGGCACAAGAUUGUCGUUCCGGUUUAAUUACUUUCUUAUGUGUCUGUUUGUUUCGAAAACAUGCCUCUGCAGCAUCAGCAUCUGCAUCGUGCGUCAAUAGAUAUUCUCCACUUCAGCACUUGCCAUUUGCAACCACAUUCAGAAGUAACCUUUACGUUUGCAUUUACUGUGACGCCCCUUGCUGGAAAUCCCGAUAUUUACAACAAAUUACAGUACACAAAAGAUUUAAGUUUUAGUAUUUGCCGCUUUCCAUGUAUUUCAAAGUGCACACAUUUCAUUGAUUUCAAGUGCAAAGUGCGUACAAUGCAAAGUGCGCACAUAUUUCGUUCUAAAUUUCUAAGAAGGAGGUUGCCCUAAAGUGUGUGCUGGAUGGGGUCUCUUGUUAAGACUAAAAGAAUAUCCAAAGGAUUUUUGCCAUAAUGAUUUAGCAAUUAAAGGGGUUCCUAGUACAGAUGGGACCGUUCCUUAUUAAAGAUGUUA
Molecule: messenger RNA, 1363 nt
Organism: Paramacrobiotus metropolitanus
Lineage: Eukaryota; Metazoa; Tardigrada; Eutardigrada; Parachela; Macrobiotidae
Exons: 3
Coding region: 146-829 (227 amino acids)
Source: RefSeq, a predicted model, not a curated record